AAGAGGCGCUGGCUGCGCACAUGGAGGACGGCGCUUACUCACUUUCGUAGAAGCUACUUCGGGGUGUGUAAUUUGUUGAGUAAUGUGAUAGCUAAAGACAAACAUGUUCACCGUUUGGGGCUGCUUCUUUACGAAGUUACUCGCGCUUAUCCUGUUGUGCUCAUUUCCUGAUGUCGCCUGGUGUGACCCUGCCAACCCGGUGUUUUGCAAUCGGAGCAUCGUCUCUCUGCAAACGGAUUGCUCAUUCAUGCUACAUGAGCCACUUGGAUCAUGCAUCAUACAUCAUACAAACAGUUGCCGCACUUACGACUAUUCUUCCUGGGACCUGAAUGAAGAGCAAGUAGUCACUUCAUUGGAGGACCUGGACUACCACAUUUACCUGUCAACAUAUUAUUAUUCAAAGGAAGUUGCGCUAAAUGUUUCCUUUGAGACCACAUCAAAAGAUGUGCAUGGCUUUGACUUCUCAUUGCUCGAGUACAAGUUUCCUGGCACCGGAGAAAAGUACGAGACUUGCCGCUUGUUUGACUUGAGGAAGUCCAUGCAGCAGUCGGCUAGUGUCUUCUAUGACUGUUAUUUCAAGAUCAGAGGAGAUUAUGACAACAAGUACUUUUUCGUCACAUCGCGGGGAUUACCUACAAAUCGUGUGGCAAGGUUUUUUGUCACUCUGUCGACAUCACCUCUAAACUCUGGAGGAGAGACUGUAUGCAAUUGGGAAAGCACAGUAAUGGUCCUGGAACCAGCAUUGCUGAAGAAGUCUGUGAUCGCUCAGUUUGGCCUCGCUGAUGUCAAGUACAACAUUACCAGAUACAACAUCAGCCUCUGGAGUCGGGAUUCUACGAUUGGCGAUGCUGUGGCUCAGGAGCAGGUUAUUGAGGUCAAGUCUGGCUCCAUGGGAAUGGGCACUGUGUCCUUUACUGGAGUGGCCGCAGGCACAUACUACCUGCGCAUGCAUCCCCAGCACACUCAGUGGGUUGAGCAUUCGUGCAUUUUCACCAUGACAGACAUUUUUACAGUCCCAGAAGAUAAUAGAUUGAAGCUUGCGCUUUCCAUUUCUCUGAGCUGUGUACUGGGCCUUCUUGUUGCCUUAGUAGUGGCAUCACUCAUCUACUUCUACAUUAAAAAGCGAGCUGUGCCAGCACGAAGAUCAGCCACGGUGUUCCUGCUCUACUCGUACGACUCGGCGAUACACUUCGAGGCAGUGCAAGCCCUGUACCAGUUCCUGUCGAAAGUUCCUGGCCUGCGCGUGGUGUUCGAUGUGACUGAUGCCAAUGACAUGGGAGCCCCGCAUCAGUGGCUGCCUACGUGGCUGCAUCGUGCUGAUCACAUCCUCCUUGUCAUAUCAGGAGGUGUCUAUGAAAAGGUUGAGAAGCAUAUGAGGCCGGCACACGAGCAUCACCCAUGGGGUGAUCUUGUCACGCCUGCUAUCUAUGACAUUGUGCGACUCCCUGACCUCCAACAAAAGCUGGUCAAGGUAUUGAUGAGCGGUACCCCCGAGACCAACGUGCCAACAUCCUUGUUCACCCGAGGGGUGACCUUCAAGCUUCCAAAGCACACAAGCCGAAUGCUGCACCAUCUGUUUGGUGAGCACCAGUGCCGCUCAACCCUGCAGUGCAUGGCUCGGCACCCGCUGUGGCCCGACGCCGAUUGUGAGCGGGCUUUCCGUAAGAAGCUGGAGGGGCUUGAACUGCUCAAGAGCAUCUGAGUGUGGCACUGGCCCUACGUAUACUUGGCAAGCAAGCAGAAACAUUGCAGCGAGAUUGCGAGAUGGCCAAGUUUGUUGAACUUAUUCUUUGCCAUGGUGGUGUGUCCAAGCGAGAUCAAGCUCAUAGAGAGCCCUUUGUCUUCUUUUGAAGGCAACGCAUUUAGACUUCUGAUUGUAGUCCAAGCAUUCUGACUACUGAUGCAGUUAAAUUCUGGGGGCCGGGACAUGAUCAAGCUAUCAGAACCCUUCUGCCUCUACUUCUUUUGGGGGUUAAGGCAACACCUUUGGACUCCAAAGUGUACUGUAAUACAUUCUGACUGCGGAUGUGGUCUAAUUUCGUGCAGACAUGUGAACCAACUACCGAACGUUGACUGUCACGUUGUUGUCUAUGACACAGAUGCAUGCCUUAUUCGUGGGCUUUUCUAGAGUCUGUUUAUAUUCGUUUAUUCUUUCUCCUCUCCAGCACUUACUGUACUGCAACCCCCUGCCUUUUUUUUUUUUUGAUAAUUUUUAAUCUUUCCUAUUCACUCAUUCAGGCAGGCUUAGUGCCCCUUUGGCAAUUGUCUGCCAGCUCUUGUCCUUUCUCCUCUCCAUGAUCAUUUAAAUGUGCAAUCGUAAUAAUAACAAUAUUUGUUAAAGGACACUUUUUCUGCUUAACAAAAUUAAGCACAAAGGCUUAAACACAAAAUGUGGGCCUAUGCAACUUUCAGUACUUGCGCAUAAUAGACAGUGAACAGCUACCGGCAUCAUUUAGCUUCGUUCAACUCGUUACUAGUUUACAGUUGCCUCAUGCACUUGUGUGCGGUAUGGCAAAGACUAUGUGUACUGCACUUCUUUUUUUUUUUUUUUCCACCUCCAUUAAAGAAGGCAAGGCACCUUUAGUGAAUCAGAGAAGGGGGUCUCGUAUGAGUUGCGAGGCCCUUGCGAGUCUUGAGGUGAGGUGUGAUGGUUGAGGCAUGGACAAAACAAAGUAAGCAGUUUUGCCCGCAGGGUAAAGCAUCGAAAGCAAUGGCAAGCUUUAGCAUUGCAUUAAGCUUCUCGGGCGCCGUUCUAAGAAUAUGCAAAGGCGACGUGCUGGCGUGACACAGCACGCAAGGCAACUUCUGCUUCACAUCAAAAACAAGGCCCUGGUAGCCACGUCUUGCAAUGCUGACGAGAUGAGGAAUGCUGCCACUGGCCUUUGCAGGCGUCGCAUUAAUGGUGUACGAGAUGAGACAGAAGUAAAGCAGUGAGCAUUUGUAGCUUGAAUUGUCCGCUCAGACCACUGUACGCACCACAGUGUGAUGUGCACACAGCUGCAGGGCAGGAAUAUUCUGAUAUAACGGUGCACAUUGUCUUAGGGCAUUGAAGAAACUGCCGAGGCAUGCAUCUUGACUUGUACCAUAGAUCAGUGCCUUGUAAACAUUUUCUACUUUACAUGAUGUGUAUAAUACUGCGUUAUGACAUGCAAGUUUCUUGGGCAUUGCAAUCAUUGAGGCAUCUCAUCCUGUGCGGUGGCUCAUCGCCUUCUGAAUGCAUAUUUUUUUAACAUUAUUCUUACUUUUCCUAUACCAUAAAGUUGUCUACUUAGCAAGAUGCAGUGUGCAUGGGAAGUUUUUGAUUACUUACUGUAACAACCUAUAUAUGUUUUGUGUUGCAAUAUUGGUACAUAGGUUAAGUAAAAGCUAAGGACCCAUCUGUGUAAACUGAAGUUGUAAUGAUUGUAAAAUUAUCAGUUGCUGGGGAAGCUAAUGGAUUUCUUUCGUCACUGCACAGCCAACCGCAAAAGUUUCUGGAGCAUGGAAUUAAUGAGAACGCUAAAUUUCCUUGUGACUUCUCCACGCAGCUGGGAGUAUAGAUAAGAAAUACGGUAGCCAUACAGAAAAGUAGGCAGUGACCUUUUCGAUUCCAGGGCAGGCACGUUGGCUGCGGCUAGAUUUAAUUUUUGUUGGAUUUCGCUGUUGUUGUUUCACGACAAACUUGGGCUGUCCAGAGAGCCCAAGAUGCGGCGGUUAGGCUCGGCCUACCCAUCCCCACGUGGGAGCGGCCCGCAGCUCUGCCCUAGAGCAGGGCUUCUCAGGACCUAGUGAAUAAAGUUCUUUGUCUGUCUGUCUGUCUGGAUUUCGUGCUUUGAAAGCUAUUACUGCUAGGCGUACUUCACAGUACAGCACUGUUUAGGUAAUAAAUAUACAGUGUUCCUUUUUUUUUUCCUUCUUUGGCAUUGUAUAUUUGACAUAUUGUAUCUUUCAUUGUAUCUUCGUUCCUGUUGCAAAUGAAUUCAUGCUGCACUUUACAUAGUGAUAAGAAAUCUCCUGGCAGUUUUGCAUAUUGCAAGGUUGAAUGACUGCGUGUGUUACUUGUUGUUGACUGCUGUUAUGAACCAGACUGAAUGUUGUGUAAAUUAUUACACCAUUUUUGCAUGACUUUUUCAGCUAAACUUAUGGCUUGUUAACACUCAAAUUUCGUACAGAGACAGCAUUUCAAGGCCAAUGCAGUAUAAUAAUAGCAGUACCUCGUUUGGGUGCAUUAGUUGCCCGUUUUGUCCAGAAUUAAUCAGAAGUAUGCAGUUGCAUGCGAUGACAUUAGAUGCAGAAAAAUGUUGACUUUGCAAGAACUAAACAGUAGCACUGUUUCUCACUGUAACAUCAAAACAUGGUGCACUCUGGGUUCUGCCCUAACGAUGGUGUGACACAACUGUUACCACGUAGCAAUGUCACAAUCCUUUUUGUCCGCCAUCACUUCAAACAGUGUAUUUCUGAUUUAUUCUAUGAAAGACUGGCCAAUAAUGGACCUGAGCAUGGUAUGAAAACUACCUGAGCAUUGCAGAGUUCCAGUUCUGUGGAAAAUUUGGGCUGAACAAGCCAGCGGUUUAGCAAAGGGAACCACAGAUAUGUUACAGUCACGCUUACACUACAUUUCGUGUAUGUGUAUUUAAUUUCGAGGUUUUCCCCUUCACCCAGUGUCAGGAACCCCAGUCCCACUAGUGUACUACGAGCAGAUGAUUGUGCAUUGAGUUCUUUGCAUGCAUUCUGUAUACUGCCACGCUUCAGGUGAAUCGACAAGCCCGGUGAACAUUUGUACAUUGAAUGCCUUAUUUUUCUAUGCUCAAUGUCUCACAACAUCUUCAGUCAUUUCAUGCCUCUGAUGUGACUCUGCAAUGACUGUAUAAGACAGCAGUGACACCAUAGUAUGAAAGUAAGAGGUAUCUAGUAGCAAGAAGCAGCAGGGCCUAACUACAGUACAGACCACUUAUAACGUAACCGCUUAUAGUGCAGGACCGGAUAUAGUGCUGUCUUUUCAGACUCCCGUUAAUUUUCCCAUAGCACUCCUUGUAUACACGUAUCGCUUAUAGUGCAGUUGCGGGAAACGAAAUACAGGUUACAGUGCGGCUGCCUGGGAGUACGGAAGUCAGCGGAGACGGCGAACGCUCCCCUCAAACGGGCGCCCCAAGGAGUGCUCGAGGAAGAAAGAGAGACGAAGUGGAGGAGAAGGGCACGUGGUGUGAACGAACAGCCAGUGAGGCUGAAACCAGAAUCUUGAGUGCGAGUCGUGAAAUAUCACAGUGCGCAUAGCGAGCGAGGGCCACGAAACUGCUAACACCGGCCAACGCUCGCUUCACGAUAACUGCAGUAAACGAAACUUCAAGGAGCGGGCGGCGCCGGCACGGCACGGCGAAGGGCGCACGCGGAGACCGUGGAUUGUGAGGGAGGAGGGCGGCGGGGAAGCGGAUUUCGCCUCGGCAACUCCGCCGCUUCGGUGGCUCCCCUCGCCCUCCCUCGUAGCUCCCUCACUUGCACCGUGCACGCCCGCCGCCGUGCAGGUGGUGGUGGUGAAAAACAUUUAUUUGCUGUAUUUACAAGUGAGAGAUAGGGACGGCCUUCAGGGCCGACCCUUUACAAACUGUAGGAGGAGUCUCUAGUCCGGGACCCCUGUUGCUUCUGCAGCGGCGCGUGCCCAGGCCACGAGGGCUCUCUGGCCCCCCAAGGUCGAGCAGCCGAGGAGGGCAGCCUCCCAGCUCUCUCGGGUAGGGGGGGAAGGGGAGGGGAUUGGCGGGACCGCCGGGUUUGAGGUACAUGCCCACACCAUGUGCAAAGGAUCCGCGAACGGAUGAUCACAGUGCAGGCAUUCCCCGGAGAAGGCAGGAUUGAAAUGCUUAAGUAUCGCCGGGCACUAGAAAGUAGAGGAAGCAUAAAGGAGAAAGAAGGGUUCACUGCCAUUUUCUACACAUGGCUACGGUAGCGUGGCUGAGACGUCGGCACGUACACGCAUUUUCCGGCGCAACGCAGAAUUGGCAAACUUGCCAUUUGAGAGAGGGUGAAAUUUCCGCCGCGUUCUUUUUCCUUUCUUUUUUUUUUUUUUUGUUUUGUUUUGUUCGCGCGCGAGAUUGAGGGGUCUCUCUUAAACUUUUACUCUAUGUCGGUGCCGGAGCAAUGCCGGUCGGAGGCGCCGCCACGUGAAUUAUUUCGAAUUAACAAGAUUCCAUUGUAAAUUGAAUGCAAACGUUCUAACCGCAUUCCUCGACUGUCGCACACGCGUGGCGGCUCGGUGCACAUGUUUUGCAUAACUGCGGGCCUUGAAAAUUGUUGCUUUGGUUAUAGUGUGGUACCAGCUUAUAACGCGGAUAUUCCCAACUCCGGCGGCUUACGUUAUAAGCGAUCUACACUGUAGUAUCCCACUUGCUCGAAAUAAAAUUGCUGUAGUUGCCAUCUUUUACAUCUUGUUGCCUUCCAUCUUGUGCUCUAGUCUACUGUUGUUAAUUUUUAAACCAAUGUUCCCACUCCACUCGGAGCAGGGGAGUGAGGGUAUUGAAAUAAAUAAAUAAUAAAUAAAUCUUAUUAUUAUUGGUACCAGAGUGCUCUAAAACAAGGAAGAUGGAAACACCAUUUGUGUUGAAAAACUAUAAUUACUGUGUUCCAACUGCCUUGCAUCUGUUUAGUUUUCAUCACUGUUACCACUACAUACUUCAUUAUCAUUAUUCACGUUGUAAAUAAUAAGUAUUUUCCAAAAAAAAUUGUUCAAAUGUUCGUGCCUUAUGAAUUUCGCUCGCUUGUACAUGUAGGCAAUGCAGUAUUUUUGUAAUUAUUGUCUGUUAUGUUUUCAAUAAAGUUGGCUGUUUAGUUGUCAUUAUGAAUUAAUGAUUUUUUUUGUGAUAGGCUUUGCAAUUUUGUUGCAUAACAAUUGUAUUAUUCUUGCACACAUGUGCUCGCCUUGGAGGUGUGUGCAGACUGCUUUCCAGUCAGUGUCAGGCUAGUUGGUUGAUCAGAUAAUCUUACAAACAGUUGAUUAAAGUUUUUCAAGUUAAUUUUCUCCUUUUACGAGGUGAUUGGGUUAAAGUAUCAAGAGUAGUUUGAGCUCACAAUUUGUUCCUUAACUUCUACUGCAGCUUGUCUGAAUAUAAUCUUCAAGUUUCAGUAAGCACUGUCUACAGCAGCAGGAUAUCAAGUAUAUUUUGCUUUGUUCCCUUGUAAUACACCCAGAGACUGCAAUCUGCAAACCUCAACUUGCGUAAGCUGUAGCCCUUGAAAACUGCAGGCUAGAAGCACUUUUACUUGCAAUAGUGAGUUAUAUAUUUAGCACUGAUUUGCAAAGCCUCGUCUGAAGCCUGAUGUUAAUUAUGUGUGCCUCUGAGAUAUCUAGUCAUGCAAAAAUUUUAUUUGCGAUAGCAAGUUAUGCUUAGUGUUUAUACUGUUUUGUGUCAUUAAUGAAGCGUUUUGUGUCAUGUAUGUCUAGUCGCACAAGAAAAAAAAUAUUAAGAGGUGGGAAAAAAUGCAAAGGUGUGCAUGCAAAUCCUCAAGGCAGCAGCUAUCAUUAGGUGAGUGCAUGCUAGAGAUGGUGCCAGAACGCCACACUGCAGCAGCAGAUGCUGCGGUGUAUAGAGCAUAGAGCAAAUUUCCCAAUGUACAGUCAUAGACAAUUGAAAUAUGAACAAGCUAGGGGCUAGCUAGAGUGCGUUCUUUUGUUUUUGCUUUGUUUUUAUUUUGGCAAUAUGCGUAAUACAUGAUACGAUUUCUACGCCUAUUGUGGGGCUUAUACCAUCUUUGGCAACCGUAUAAGUAGCAGUGUAAAAUUGCGCUCUCGAGUUAGUACUUGCAAAAGAUGUUCUACUUUUUAAUUUCUUUUGAUUUCAUUUGUCCAUGACUGUACACCUGGAGUGGCGAUUGAUGAAAAAAUGUACGUACAUCAGUGGUGCCAUAUACAAGGGAGACCUAAACUUGCCAUGGCAAGUCCUUUCACUUGCAAUUUUCUACAGAAAGCCUUUACUUUUUAUAAGAACCAUGUUCUUCACAAUAUUGAUUUCGUGGCUAUAUGACUGUCUAAUGUGAAAUUUCCAGUGCUGUCCUUUCUUUUAUGGCAUGUGUGUAAGUUAACGACCAAUUAAAUAAACUGAUUGAAGGCCAGCAGACAUUGAAUUUAAACAUUUUU
Dermacentor silvarum is the source of this 8104-nucleotide messenger RNA. RefSeq lists its product as uncharacterized. The transcript is spliced from 11 exons. Gene Ontology annotation, molecular function: interleukin-17 receptor activity. The record is from RefSeq and is a predicted model, not a curated record. NCBI's taxonomy places the organism in Eukaryota, Metazoa, Arthropoda, Arachnida, Ixodida, Ixodidae. Bases 104 to 1702 code for a protein of 532 amino acids.